Gaeumannomyces tritici R3-111a-1 is the source of this 1188-nucleotide messenger RNA. RefSeq lists its product as hypothetical. Lineage: Eukaryota; Fungi; Ascomycota; Sordariomycetes; Magnaporthales; Magnaporthaceae. The record is from RefSeq and is a predicted model, not a curated record. The coding region runs from base 1 to 1188 and encodes 395 amino acids. The transcript is spliced from 2 exons.
AUGCCGUACAUCGCGGCAUCGCCCCUCUUCCUCGUCGCGCUCUCUGCCGCUGGCGCCUACUGCAUCAUGGGCCUGGCCUGGCGCAGCGGCCUAGGCGACCUGAACGACAAGAUAGCUGCCGAGUUCCCCACGCGGAUGCCCGGCUUCGACACAGAUGGCACGCUGGCCUCGCACUACACGGGGAACGCUAGGGUCGACCAGCAACUUGCCGGCAUCGUCCGAUUCUUUGCCACCAUGACCAGCGGCGAGCUCCAGCCCCUCAGCCUGUUCUCCUUUUGGUUUUCGGGUCAGGCCCUGGCGGGCCUGGUGAUAAUGACGCUCGACGGCCUACGCGCCGGUAACCGUGGAAAGGCCAUUAGUUACACCGCGCUCUGGGGCCUGUGCUACCAAACCAUAACCUAUGGCAUCACAAUCCCCAUCUACGUCGCCGUCUGGCUGUGGACUUCCCCCCUGGCUUACAUGACGGCCACCGAAACCCCUGCCCGUGAGGUCGCCGCGGCCCUGGCCCUAGACGAUGCCGAUCUCUCGGUUAUGCCGCACGCACUAAUUUGGGGCUACAUCCUGCCCACCCUGCUGGCCGGUCUGCCUAGCCCCGCCGUCGUGUCGCCCGAGCAAAAAAACAACUACCUGUUGAUCUGGCAGCUCUUCCCCGUCUGGACCAGCCUCGUGCAGCUCCUCCUAUCCACGGCCGCCCGUCGCCUCCGGCCCCGCCCGGGCUCCGAGGCGGCAGCCGCCACGGCCACGGUCGAGGGCCAGAAGAAGGCCCUCACGCACCGCCUGCGCUGGGUCUACAUCUUCACACUCACCGUCACCACUGUCAUCCACGUCUUUGCGGUGCUGUACGCCGUCGUCCCAUCGCUGCGGCCAGAGUCGCUCGCGCCCCUGGAUCCUACAGCCGUCACCCUUGUCAACACCUUCAAGCCGGCGCAGACCCCCUUCGAGGCCGUCCGCCCCGUCAAGUCACUCGCCGACGGGAUCCUGCUACUGCUACAGUACGAUGUUUACUUUGCCGGCGCCGCCUUCCUCUACUGGGCGUCGUGCCAGUUCCGUGCCGCCACCGAGGCCCCUACCUUGUCCAGCGUCCUGAUCAUUCUGACUGGGCCAAUCGGGGCUGCGCUCACGCUGAUGUGGCGUCGCGACGAACGCCUACUGCUUGACAAUGACGAGCCCAAGGUCAAGACGAAUUAA